CGAAGAUAAUAAUUGCGUCUUCGUCCAAUCCGUAAUGGGCAGGCCAUCAUCAAUCAUCGAGAUACCAAAUCGACGACACCGUUCCGACCGUGAAAACGGCCGCCACUCCCCGAAUUCCGACUCUUCCGGUGACUAUCGGCGCUACCGCCGCAGCCCUAGCUACGACAGGUAUGACGGUCGCGACUACCGACGUGACCGCUCGAUUUCUCCGGAGCACCCAAACCCUAGGCAAAGCCCUAGGUCUAACGGAAGACACGACGAAUUGCCUAAAAGAUUCGGGCGUGGAGGGGAUCGCAGGGGUCGCAAUGGAACGCUGUCGGAGUCUGAGGAAUCCGAUGAGGAGCUGAAGGGGCUAAACUACGAGGAGUAUAGGAGACUCAAAAGGCAGAAGAUGAGGAAGGCGUUGAAGAAAUGCAUCUGGAAUGCCACGCCGAGCCCACCCAGGGGUGAGAACGACGACUUUGUAUUGGACGACAAAGCCGACGAGAUUUCCGUCGAGCGUGAUGAGGAAAAGAGCGAUUCAAGCGAGAAAGAGAGAGCGAAAGGGAAGGCAAUAUCUGAAUCCCGUCCUGAGAGGUUGCGAAGCGUUGAGUCUGAAUCGGAAUCAGAGGACUCGCGGUCGAGGAUGAGGAGGAAAAGUUCGAGUUCUUCUAAGCGCAAAAGUAGGAAAUCAUCUUAUAGCGAUAGCGAAACAGAGAGCGAUUCAGAGAGCGAGAGUGAAUCUGACGAGGAAGAUGAUCGUAGACGGAGAAAGAGGUCGAGGAAUAAAAGGAGUAGCAGGCGGUAUAAGAGUAGCAGGAGAAGUAGCAAUAGAAAAAGGAAUAGGAGGAGGAAGAGUAGGCGUAGCGAUUCUGAGGAUAGCGAAGAAAGUGAGAGCGAUGAUUCUGAUUCUAAAGAAAGUAUUUCUUCGGAAGACCGUGUGAAUUCGAAGAAGAGCAAGCGAAAUCGAUCGUCGAGAUCAUCAAAGUCCAAUCGGAAUAAGAAGAAGAAAAGAGAAUCUGAGAAUGAGAGUGAGUCUUCGCAUUCCGAGGAGAACCCGGAUUCUGAAGUUGACGUUAAUGGUAAAGCAAAAGUGGAGGAGACUAUAAAUGACGAUGGUGAUGCUGAGGCCCUGAAAUUCAUGGAGAUGAUUGAGGCUCAAAAGAAGCCCGCGUUGGAUAACGAACCCAUUGUUGGUCCUCAGCCACUGCCAAAAGCUGAAGGGCAUAUCAGCUAUGGUGGUGCACUUAGGCCUGGUGAAGGUGAUGCCAUCGCGCAGUAUGUUCAGCAAGGGAAGCGUAUUCCUCGUAGAGGUGAAGUGGGUCUUUCUGCAGAGGAGAUUCAGAAGUUUGAGGGCCUUGGCUAUGUGAUGAGUGGUAGUAGGCAUCAGAGAAUGAAUGCAAUUCGUAUCAGAAAAGAAAACCAAGUUUACAGUGCUGAAGACAAGCGCGCAUUGGCCAUGUUUAACUAUGAAGAGAAGGCAAAGCGUGAGCGUAAGGUUAUGGCUGAUUUGCAGCGGUUAGUCCAGCGCCAUAUCGGGCAGGAUGUUGGUCCUACUCACGAUCCUUUUGCUGUGAACGGUGCUGAUACCUGAUGUCAUAUAUUCCCUAGCAUGAUUGAUGCUCCUUUUGCUUAAUUUUUCUGCACGAAGCUCACCUUAAAGUUUCCAUUAUGUCUCUCAGACUUUAUCAUUCACCAUUUUCUUUCUGGGGGAACAUUUCCAUCAUAUACAUGAAUAAGCAUGGUGCCAGUGUGAGCCACUGGGUUAAAUGGAUCAAGAACAAGAUUUUGGAGAUUGGAGUAUACUUUUGGUUUGAAUUAAUUGCUUUAUAAUUAUACACAAUGAAGAAGGGUGCUGGAGCAAAAAUCUGGUUAGUUAUUAUUAUUAUUAUUAUUAAAAAAAAAAAAAAGAUAUUUAAAGUAGUAAACUGCUCCCACUGAUAAGGAACUAAAAGAAGAACUGAUGAAAAGGACAUAUAUUGGCGUAAGAAAUUGGGGAUGAAAAGACAAACAUUACGUUGACUGCAGAACCACAUAUGGAUAUGUCUUUGGAAAGCUACUACAGGUUUUGUUUAGGAAUGUUGACAUUAUUUAGUUGUUUGUAUGUAUGCUUUGAAAUGCAGACUGGCAGUCUUGUUUAGUUACAUGCUAAAAGGCAAGAAACACAGUCCCAAUGGAUCUUGUUGGUUUGUGUUAUUUCUCUGUCUAGAAAUUUUUGUUAGAAGUGAAAAUUUUGAGAUAGGAACGAGGAAAUAUAUCAAUUGAAGUUUCAUUAGAAUGAAAAGAAGGAAAUUUGGAUAACUGAAAUA
Messenger RNA from Ziziphus jujuba (common jujube), 2288 nucleotides. RefSeq lists its product as uncharacterized. The record is from RefSeq and is a predicted model, not a curated record. Gene Ontology annotation, molecular function: chromatin binding. Lineage: Eukaryota; Viridiplantae; Streptophyta; Magnoliopsida; Rosales; Rhamnaceae. Gene Ontology annotation, cellular component: nucleus. Gene Ontology annotation, biological process: regulation of gene expression. The transcript has 2 exons. Bases 35 to 1573 code for a protein of 512 amino acids.